This is a messenger RNA of Carassius carassius (crucian carp), 2785 nucleotides long. RefSeq names its product SHC SH2-domain binding protein 1 (gene shcbp1). NCBI's taxonomy places the organism in Eukaryota, Metazoa, Chordata, Actinopteri, Cypriniformes, Cyprinidae. The record is from RefSeq and is a predicted model, not a curated record. Gene Ontology annotation, biological process: fibroblast growth factor receptor signaling pathway.
UUGAAAAGAGUUACAAGUCAAGGGAGGAGGCCGACAGUUGAUAAUUAUUUGUUAACUAAACUUUUUUUUUUUUUUAAAUUGAUAUCUAUCCCUCUCUUACUUUAGAUGGAUUGACGGUUUAAGCUUCAGUAAUGUCUGAGGAGGCGAGAAACGCCGCUACAGAAAACAGCGUAGAAAUAGUUAUCACACUGACCAGCCAAGAUCCUCCCAAUAAUAAUGACCUCAACGUCAUCCAGCAUACAGAAAGAGAGCCAGAGACUGUCUGCGAUGAGAUCAGACCCAACCACAGGCGGGGUUUUAAAGAGUUAUUUCAGACAGCAGCAGAAGAAGAAGAUGAUGAUGAUGACAGCGGCACCCAUUAUCUGAAUGCUGAUGAGAGACCAUGUACUCAACUACAGCGAGCAGAGAGGCCAGGUGGACAUGGAAAACUGCUGGACACCUUCCAGACAGACAAUCUUCUCUACUAUGAGAGAUUGAAAGCAUAUCAAGAUUACAUGCUUGGUGACUGUAAAACGUCUGAAGUAGAAGCCUUCACGGCUGAGUACCUGGAGAAGAUCGUGGAGCCGUGUGAUUGGCAAGCCAUAUGGCACACAGAUGUGUUUGAUGUGCUGGUGGAAGUUGCUGAUGUGGAUUGUAAGGAGCUGAAGGCAAAGAUGGAGCUGGUGCUGCCGAUGGAGUGUGAGACCAGAGGCUGCGAUCUGACUGAAGAGGCCAUGAAGCUCCUGCUGGAGGCUACUUUUCAUAAAGUGCCUCUUCUGGAGCUAUCGGUUGUUUAUGAUGAAUCCGGGGACUUUGAUCAGACUGCUUUGGCCCUGGAACACCUCAGGUUUUUCUACGAGCACAUCUGGAGGAAGUGGGAUGAGGAAGAUGAGGACGAUGACUUUGAUUACUUUGUUCGGUGUGUGGAGCCUCGUCUUAGGCUGUACUAUGAUAUCUUGGAGGAUCGUGUUCCAGCUGGUCUUGUAGCCGAGUAUCACUCGACACUGGCACUCUGCUCUGAGAGGUUUCAGGAGUUUUCCAACCUGAGAAGUGGCCUGGACAGUGACUCGGAGUCUGAGCAGGACAACAUAUCCAUGGUGGAAGGACUGCGUCUGUAUGAGCAGCUGGAAGCACUUAAACGCAAGCUGCGUAUUAUUGAAAACCCGCUGCUCAGGUACGUUCUGGGCUACAAGGUGAACACUGGUCAGCAGUCAUGCAGGGCAAAGGGGCCACGUCCCGCUGGCGGCCGAGUGGUUCACUUGGUAUCUGCCUUGUCCACAGUUCACCAGCUUCAAAGCUUGAUAACUGACAAACUGAUGCCCCACUAUUCAAGUGAAGAGUUUGAAGUGCAGUUUCACAGUGACCCAGUGCUUGCAGUCAGUGCGUGCUAUGAGGGGGAUGUGGUCAUCAUAUGCCCUGGCCUUUACAGCAUCACCAGCUCUAUCAGUAUUGUUGACUCCAUAGAGGUCGAAGGAUACGGUCUGCCGGACGAGGUGGUGAUCGAGAAGCGUAACAAGGGUGACGCAUUUGUGGAGUCAACAGGAGCAAACGUCAAACUCUCAAAUCGAAGAUUCAUACAGCGCGACGCCGUUGAAGGCAUCUUGUGUGUUCGCCAGGGGAAGCUGGAAAUGGAAAAUUGUGUGAUGCAGUCUAAGACCACAGGUGUGAUUGUGCGAUCGGCGGCCCAGCUCUGCAUGAACAUGUGUGACCUGUACGGCUCCAAGGGUGCCGGUGUGGAGAUCUACCCUGGGAGUGUAUGCAGUCUGGUGGGCAACGGCAUCCAUCACUGCAAGGAGGGGAUCCUGAUUAAGGAUUUUACAGACGAGUUGGACGCCAUGCCUGAAAUCACUAUGGUGAAUAACAUGAUCCACAACAAUCAGGGCUACGGGGUUAUCUUGGUCAAGCCAGGUGAAGCCACUGUGGAGGAUCUGCCCGCAGAGCCCAGUGCUGCAGAUGAGAAGGAAUCUGAGGACACAAGUGUACAAUCAGAGGCAGAUAUAGAUGAUGAUGAGGAUGGUGGUGAUGAUGAUGAUGAUGUGCCUGCCAUUGUCAUGGAGGAAGAGUGCCCAACCAUCAAACAUGAUCAUUCUGUCCCCCCAGACUUCACUGAGGGAAAUGAUGCCAUCAAGCAAGAGUUGGUUGCCACAUCAGCCAAGAAACAUGGGCUUCAGAGGAGCCGGAUGAAAGCACUAGGGGCCAUGCAGGCUGAUGAGAAUCUACUCUCACAGGAAAUGUUCAUUUCCAUUCAUGGAAAUCAAUUCAAGCACAAUGGAGAGGGAAGCUUUGGUACCUUCCUGUACUGAAGGUUUCUCUACGGCAAGCAUGCACAGACACACUUAUCUGUUUAAUUAUUUAUUCUGUAUUUCUUCAAUUUUGCUUCAAGUUUACUUUGUGAGCUUUCGUUAAUUACCGUACGAGUGAAAUGUCAAAAUGAAUUAAAUGUGCUAAAAUGUGUAGGCUUUUAAACAUUCUAUUUUUGCCCUGUGUCCUUUUGAAUUGAGUUUUUGUUUAUCAGGAAGUUUUCAAACACUGAAACACUUAUAAUAUAUAUAAUAACAGCAUAUAUUAUAUAUUAUAUUAUAUAGCAUAUAGUAACACAAAAGAGCAGCACCUUGGAAUUUUUUGGUUCAUGUCAUGUUUAAGAAAAAAGAGAGAGAGUUUACACAGUUCACAUUUUGUCCACAUUCUACUUAAAUGACUACUAUAGUCACUAAUAAGCACUAAAAAGCAUUUAGACACUAAAAAAAGCAUUUUCACUUAAUUUUCCGUUAAUUGUCUCUUCAUAUUCUGUAGAAAUAAAGAUGUU